Molecule: messenger RNA, 2880 nt
Organism: Branchiostoma floridae (Florida lancelet)
Lineage: Eukaryota; Metazoa; Chordata; Leptocardii; Amphioxiformes; Branchiostomatidae
Product: transmembrane protein 101-like
Exons: 2
Coding region: 46-825 (259 amino acids)
Biological process (GO): positive regulation of canonical NF-kappaB signal transduction
Source: RefSeq, a predicted model, not a curated record
UAACUUAUCGACCAACAUAUGACCUAUGACCCAGAGUGAGAAAACAUGGCCGCCUCUAACAUGAAAAUGGACCGAAAGCAGCUUCUUUCGACCUGUUUACGGGUCGCCGGCUUCGUCGUGACCAGAUAUCCCUUCUGGCAUGCUCUGGUGCUGAUCAUGAACUUUGCAGAGCGCUCAAAAUCCAAAAAAUAUCCUGACUUGGAGAUUCCAUGGGUGUAUGCAGACCUCGGAGCCUAUGUCCUGCUGGCGUCUUUCACCUCCUUCAACAUUAAACGCCGCUGGUUUGCUAUCGCUACCGCCGUACAGCUAGCCAUCAGUAUAACCCUCUCUCUCACCAGCCAACAUGCUCCGUACUCUGAGUGGCUGUCUAUCCGAAUCUCCUCCAAAAGCCUCGCUAUCAUCGGAAGCUACCUGACAAUCGGAAGCGGCAUCGGGGAGAUGUAUCGGCGGAAGCCACGCGACCGAUCAACCCAGCAAAUCUCCCUAAUGUUCACGGGCCUCCAUCUUGUGUGCCAAGCAUACGCACUGUUCUACAGUAGAGAGGACAAGCAAGCGUUUCUUGAACACAUUUUUGGCGGUCAGCCUAUGCUGUCUAUCUUCACGUUUCUCCACGUGGCGUUAGGACUAGCGUUUCUUUCCGGAUAUGAACCCAAACUUUUAUCCCGAGCUCUGAUGGUCAUUCUGUUUGUUACGGCCACUUUUCUGGACACGGACAUCAACUAUUGGACGAGGGGUAGACAUGUGGAAUUUUGGGUACAAGUACGACUACUCACAGAUAAUUUGUGUAUCUUUGCAGGCUUGUCCAUGAUGGCUAUAGAUGGGUAGAGGCUUGAAUACUGUACUAGGCAGGCUUUUAGCCAGGCAUGCAUCCAGGCGUCAUUUGGACGCGCUUUUCUUAAAAUAACAAGAAAUUGGACGCACUAUAUACCCUUACACUGGGGGAGCAGAUCCUCUGACAAGCAUGAAAUUUUUAUUGACCAGGGAUGCCACCAGGUCAUUUGUGGUUGAAGUCUUCUACUGUGACCUCUUUCACGGUAUAUUUGCCCUUCAGGAUACCUUGGAAUGCAUCAUUUUACCUUGAGAUUCUCCAAAACUCUGCAACAUGGAAGGUGGAUGCCCAAAGAACCCGCUACAAUAGUCAAUUACUGCGACUCCCCAAGAUAAUUGGACCCCCUAGAAUAAAAUCUAAGCUAAAAGCCUGCUUGAAUACUGUACAAGGAAAAUGCUAGCUGUAGUUAUCUGUAGUUACUGGUAAUUGUAAGCUGUGAAUUCAAAACCACCGCAAAAAGUUUUCUUCUGUCUUUUGUCACUCUACGCCCUUGUUCCAACUGCAAAGUUAGAACCACCGCAAGCACUCCAUUUUUUCCCUGCCGCAAAAUUAAAUUCCUACAAACAUUUCCCCUCUUAUAGUAUGUAUUCUUACCAUUUAUGGUACCAAGGAGGUACUAUUCUAACCUCCUUGAUUGUACCAAAAUCAAAACUUGAGGAAAGCAAAAUCACAUCAGUAGUUUUUAUUGUUGCAAGUCGACAUGUAGUUAAGAUGAAGCCUAUGGCCUAAAUAGUUUCUGAAAAAUACUGUGUCUGUUGGAAAAGCAAUUAUUAGUGGAUCUCUAGUGGACUUUCUAGCUACCUUGAAAUAUUUCCUGUAAAUUGUAUACAGUAGAAUAGAUACAUCUACAUGUAUAACGUUACAAAGACUAGCAGCUGGUUUUGCAUCCAUGUAAGACUGUAUUAUGUAUGUUAACAUUAAGCUAGUUCUGUUUCUCAUGAAUUGUUGUCAAAGCAAAAUAUUAACAUUUAUUUUAUACUUUUUGUGUUAGUUAUGACACAAAAUGGCUUGUACUCUUUGUCACCAUAUGAUCUUUGCACUGAUUUACGUAUACAUGGAACCUGUUCCUUGUGUUCUUUCUGAUGAUUCAACCUUAAGAGUAAUACUAACUUAAAGUAGAAUGGACUCAUUCCUCAAGCUACCAACAUCUUUUGCACCACAGUCAUCCCUCGGUGAUUUACAUCUGGAGCCACAUAGUUCCCGUUUGGAACUUUUCUUCAGACUUGGUCACCCAGACCAGGUUUUGUUGCGUACAACUUCUUCUGUGGCUAUAGGCAUAAUGAAAAAAUGACAUGAAGUUGGCAUUUAUAAAUCUUUCCAGUGCAUACUUGAUAUCAUGUAUGCAUAGUAUGCUGCAGCAGGUAUAUAGCGUUAAGUGCAAACUUCAAUAUUUGUGUCAUUAAGCCUCUAGCCACUGAAAAAUGUUGGUAGCUUGAGUAGGUGGGUAGAUCACCAUACCACUGUACUUUGGAUAAUGUAAACUUAAGACACUUUCACAACCAAGGAACACAUAAUGUUUUCAAAGUCAGGAUCUUUCAUGUGCAAUCAUUAAGAUGACAUACAUGAAAAGACCAGAAGUUGUUGAUUUGAUUUUAUUGAUUUAUUUGACUGUGUAGAGAAAGAUACAGCCAGGGCUACCCAACUAGCCAGAGGCUAUUAUCAAGGGCUAGUCCUGGUAACUGUAGAAUAUACAAGCUUUACGUUUAUCAAUACAUGAGCUGUUGUUUUUUAACAAGGUUAUACAGACGACGCAAGAUACGGAUAACUUUAUAUACGGAGACAAUCUGUGUUUACUAGCUAGGCUAGACAUCGUACUAUCUGUGAAACUCAUCUAUGAUAGCUUUCGUACUUUCUGUGAUAUUCUAUCAGAAUAUGUUUAUUCAGAAUGGCUGCCAUAAUGCUGUUAGAUUAAAAAAAUCAUGAAAUAUCUUAAUCUUUUUUUCAUACUGCUAGCCUUGCGUGUAUAUGUGUGAUUUACUAGUUGUGUCCUAAAGUACACAAUCCAUGUACUCUAUGAAUUGCAAUGUUGUGAAAUAGAUAUUUAAGAAGUC